AGUACACUCGUAGCAAUUUAAACAUUACUAACUUCUAAUCCAAUCAAAUAAACCUCAAGUAGAAAAUAAGCCAUUAUUUUGUUGUUGAUGCCGAAUUCGACACUCCACACAAAAACUCCUUGCUUGGUGGGCGAAACAACGCUACCUGCUGGAGGGAGACUUUUUUUUUUGCGGAGUUGGGCCUCUUCCUCUUUGGUUCGUGUCCACCCACCAAACAGUAUCGUUUCCGGAAUGUUCAUGGCUUCGGAAGGUUCAGAAAUCCUGGAAUUUGAUAGCUAACCAUUCACUGGAAACAAUAACAAUCAACUUUGACAUGUGGUUUCGUCAUGCGGAUCUGGUCAGUUUUAUUUACGCUUGAUGCUUCUCGUGUGGACUUUUUUUGCAAUCUAGCUAGCCAGCAACUAACAAGUCAACAGACUAUCUUCCAGCUGAUCAAAACAAGGUCAAUUGACGAUGCGUUCCACGCAAUUUGGAUGUUGUUAGAAGACCCCGCCCUCUCUCGGCAGCCUCAGCAAGACGCGGAGAAAGUGCGUUUUCUAUAAUUCACAACUAGUCCACUUGAAGCCAGAACCAUUGGUGAUGGCCUGGGAGAUGGACAGCUCACACGGACCAGGGUCACCCCAAAGAAUUCUGCUCAAAACGGAACAUUCCGAGGUCGAACUGGUUUCCAGAGGUCAGGAAUCCCACCCUACCUCAUGUGUCAAACAGGAGCGUACAGAAUUAUUUGUUACGAACCCUGAGCCUCCGAGGCCAACGCACAUCAAAGAGGAGGAGUAUGAGACCACAGUCACGCCCCUUUUAUUACUUACCAAAGAGGAGAGUGAAGACAAGGAGAUUCCUGACUCUAAACCAAUGACACUUGAGCUUCACGACCCAGCCAGCCAAUCAUGUACAGCCCAAGAGGAGGAGAAAGCUGAGCUGAAGAAGUCUAGAGGAGUGUUCCAUCCAAAGAAUUCCUGUCUCCCUAAGCUUCAGGCCCCCUCUCAGCCCUCGGCAGCUGCAGGCUCCAGUCCUGUGAGUAGGGAGGAAGAUGAGACGGAACCAGAGGUACAGGAGGACCAGGGCCCUGGAGACUGGCUAGCCCCCAUGGAGGACGACGAGGCCCUGGGUGAGGCCCAGCGUCGACGGGGCUUUGAGUCCGCCAGCCGCUCCCUUUCUUCCAUCCUGGGCUCCGACUCAGAGUCAGACGACAAGGAGGGUGAAGAGGACCCCACUUGGGCCCCUGCCGACCCCCAGACCCUCCAGGACGACCCAGAUGCUGACAUUCCCGCUCUUCGAGAGGCGUCCCCACUGUGGCACAGGAAAAGAACAUCAUCGUCACGAAGUCGAGGCAAAAGAUUUAGAGAGGGAGGUAGAGGUGGUGUCUCCUUGUUUCCAGAACCCAAAAAUAAGCCCAAAAACUUUUCCUGCCAGGAGUGCGGGAAGGCCUUCAUAUCCCGCCGUGACCGGGAGAGGCACAUUCGCACUCAUAGCGGGGAGAAGCCAUUUCCCUGCCCCAGAUGCGACAAACGCUUCAACGACACUGGGAACAUGCGUAAACACAUGCUGAUCCACUCGGGGGAAAGGCCCCACCUCUGUCCAGACUGCGGCAGGGGGUUCUCAGAGAGGGGGAAUCUCAGCAGGCACAGGGCCCACAUCCACGGCAGUAUGCCCAAGUCCGAAUGUGAAGACUGUGGGAAGACCUACAUAGAGAAAGGAGGUCUGGAUCGCCACAUCAGAUCUGGAGCCUGCUCUGCAACAAGAAAAACAUGACAUUUUAUAAAUGAAAAAGGUUCCUACAAUUACAGUCCCGUUUCAGCAAGUACGGCCUCCAGCGAUCAAACUAUCAAAUAUGAAUGGCGACUUAACGGCCGGUGACUAGAGAGCUCGCUGGGAGAGUUCGGUGAUUCCUUACUGAAGGUAUUUUUCGCAGCAUUAGGGGGUGGGAAGUUUCAUGAUUCGAGAGAAAAUAAUGACAUUAUGAAAAACCGUGCGUAUGAACUGAGAAGCUGUGUAGAAAAAUCAAUAUAAUAGAUGAAGAGAUGAUCUAGUCUAUAUUUUGUAUAUACUUUCUCCGUGAGUGCCUUUAUGAGUGAGAGAAGUGCUUUGUGAAUGUGAUGAUCUGUACUUCACUGUUAAAGUAAACAAUCAUGGAUUAA
Molecule: messenger RNA, 2138 nt
Organism: Oncorhynchus mykiss (rainbow trout)
Lineage: Eukaryota; Metazoa; Chordata; Actinopteri; Salmoniformes; Salmonidae
Biological process (GO): regulation of gene expression
Cellular component (GO): nucleus
Source: RefSeq, a predicted model, not a curated record